GUGUGUGUGUUUUGCGCACACACGUACGUGUGCGCCGCCGCGAGUAAACAGGAGAAAAUAUUUGAAUAAUUUUCACUUUCACUCGGGUUGCGGCUCCCGCGACAAAAAGAGACCGCCGCUGUGGUGAUCCUCCCAUACUAGAGACCGUGUGCUGCGCACAUUUACUGACUGACCGCUUGAAGCGCUCAAGUGGUGGCAGCUGAUGGGCAGCCAGGACUACGGCGGCAAAAUUUUUGACCGUGCGAAACGUUCGGUUGCGGCUGGGGAGUACGAAAGCGGGGCCCAUUUUCGCGUUUAUUUUGAGUGAAAUAUGAAGUAUUCGCUAGUGGUGCGACGGCGGAGGUAUCGCGUUUGUAGCAAAAGUGCCCAUAGUUGUUCUUGUUUUACAGUCUCUGGCUGAGUCGGAUGAGAGUAGAAUGGUCAGGAUGAUUUAUCGAGCCUUCCAGUGGAUGUGUUAAUCAGUCUGAAUCUCAAAUUUAUCGCUUAUGAGAUGAAAGCAGAAGCAACAAGCUACAUUGCAAUAGUGUCGAAUCCUGUCAGUUAGUGUUGUGCUCGAAGUUGCUCGAAGAAUGUUAUAAUCAGGUGUAAUGCACACCAUACAGUGAAAGUUCUGAUUGUUAUGAUUUGUGUCUAAUUAAACCGCAGUAAUGCCGCUGUAUUCUGAGUUGUAUCACAACUUUAUCGGCAAUACGCCAGUCAUCCCGGUACCGAUCGUACCCUCGAUACCGUCCAGUUCGUACUUGCCGCCGAGUUAUACAGGCGUUUCGCGAGCCUUUGGAACUCCAAUAACGGCCACCAGGACGCCCUCUUUCUCCCGAGGUUACGUUCCAAAGUUAACCCCAAUCACAGAAACUCCCCUCACCGCCAGCCGGGUGACGGCUCUUACGCGCAUCAAUUCCACCAAGUACAUCCCAAGCCAUGCUUCACCAACCUAUCAGAAGGCCAGACGCGUCAUCAACACUGCAGACAUUGAUGUCUCCGCGAGUCGCUACGCCAUCCGAGAUCAUACACCUAUCCGCGAUCGCUACCCGUCAUCGUCCCCGUCCUCGUCGGUAUCGUCCGACAAUUCACCACUUUCCGCAGCCAACAUUAGUGUUCGCGAGCAAGAACUGAUUGAACGCAAUGAACAACGCAAGGCACGUUCCACUAUUAAUCGCAACAGGGCCGUGGUGCGUCUUAACACUAUCCGAGCUCGCAGUAAGUCACGCGGAAGCCGGGGCAGUACUGAACGUAAAUCUCCUCGCCGAACUGAAUCCCCCGACAGAACAUUUGAAGAUGAACCGCAGUCUAGACCCACCUCUUGGCGGGAUCAGUUCCGUGGAGAACUGUCUUUACAACCGAAAAAGACGGAGCCUAUCAAAAGUCCUGGCGAGCUUCUACUGGAGAAGCACUUGAUUCGGGAAGACGAGUGUACCCCUGUUCAAAUCGAUGAAACGGUCUACAAAUCUCCCGUUAUGAAACGACGAGCCACUGUACGGCGAAAGAGUGGCGUAAAAAUUCCCAGCUUCCAUGAAAUCUGCUCGGACAUAAACUCAGACAAACUGGAUGACGAUUUGAAUGCGGGCGAAUUACGCCGACGCGCUUCGCAGAUUAUAGAAGAUGAAAUCGCGCAGUUUCAAGAGGAGCUACACAAAGCCAAUGGGAUCAUGAAUGAUCAGCUGGAGGAGCGGCUUAAAACCGCUCUAGAGCAACAGAUCACCGAGGCUAGCGUUGAACCGGGUGAGAAGAAAAAACUGAAGAAAGUUCGUCGUGUCAGAAGCAAGCCCUUGCCGAAAAUUGAUAGUGAUAAUAAUGUGGUGCACGAUCAGCCGGAAUCUGGAGGGAUUACAACGAAGGCAGUAAUAGAAUCAAUAGAGGAAAGUUCAGUGUUUAAGCUACCCAAGAAAAAGAAAAAGAGCCCACCUGGAGAUUCAUCACCCGAGAGUGGUGAAAGACCGGUGAAAAAGAUGGUGAAAAAAGUGGUUGGUGAAAAUAAGUCUGAAACUUCGCCUAAGGAGGUUGAAGCGACGAUUGUUGAUGAACCAGCAGAAUCCAAGCAAGCCGGUAAAUCGUUGGUGCUUGGUGAAUUGGCUCAACGAAGAAAAGCCCAGGAGCUGGCGAAAAAAAUUGAGACACUAUCGAAAUUGUCCAGUAAAAAACUACCGGCGGAAUCGUUAGAGUCUGCGGGACAGGCUGAAAAGGCUAAACCUGAAGCUACUGAAACAACCAAGCUGCUUGAGCUGUCAGUUAAUGAAAAGCUGGAGCCAUUACAGGCGAAGCAAAGUGCUUCGAAGAAAGAUGAGAAAUGUGGUUCAAAGCCUACUGAGGUGAACAAAAGCAUAUCAGAACCGAUCAAACAAACCGAAGUUAAGGUCCUACAAAGUAAAGCUAAUGAGCCUCCGGGAGACGAAACACCAACAAAGUCUUUAAUAAAGGCAGUUGUAAAACCUAAGAAAGUGCAAGAAACAGUUCCGAAUCUAAAAGAAAAAAAUGCUGUGCUAAACGACGGAAAGACUGAUUUAAAAAUCGAAACUUUGCUAUCUGAUUUGACACAGAGCAAAGCUGCAGUAAUAAACACAACGAAGGUAACGGCUGAAGUUUUAGUGCCACCAGAAGAAAAAAAACUGUCACAACAAAAGACCAACAAAGAAGUCUCGUGCGAAACAAAAGAGCCGGUUCAGGCUGAUGAUGCGACCAAAAGAAUUCCCUUGAAAGUCAAACCAAAGUCGAUUCUGAAAACGAUAGCUACGGAAGAGGUGAAGGGCGUUGAACCAAAAGUGAGUGAGGAUUCUCAAAAACCUACACUCCUAGUUAAGCCACUGGCUGAUGAACCAAAAUCCAUUACAAAAUCUGUGGUGCCUGAUAUAAAAAGCGAGCCACUAAAAUUGUCUAUAUUAGAGAAAAAGAUUGAACUAGCAAAACCAACCGAACAAGUAUCAGCUCCUGUGGAAUCGAAAACAGUCGAUAAAGGCUUGAUUGCAGAUAAUAAAUCUAUUGCGACGGAAUCUGCUGUCAUGGAAAAAGUACCGAAAGAUCUUCAAUCGGAGAAGAAUCAGACCAAACUUUCACCGGAAUCAAAUAAAGUCGACGCAGAAUCUUCCCCACAAAAACAGCCGAGCCAUGUUGAAGCCACAGCUCCACACCACGAAACCAGCAAACCGGAGUCCCCAAAAUCCAAAAUUCCCGACCCUCCAAAACCACCCCCGAAACCAAUUGAACCGUCCCUCAAACCAAAACCCAUACUCAAACCAGCCCUUCGCAAGAAACCCGCUGAUCUGAAACUGCCUUCCCAGGACGAGGUAGACUUCUGGGGCAAUAUUGGGACGCGUGAAACGAUUUCGUUUGCUCGCAGAAAGCAGAACAUCGAACGCCGCAACCAUAUGAUACUGCUCAAGUUUAGCGAAACCGAGGAGGACAGCGAAAGUGCGCCGAUCGCUUCACCCAUAUCGAAAACAGUUACCACCAAGCAAAUGGUAUCACCACCGGCAGGGGAAACUCCGGCUGCUCGAAUGCCACAAUGGCCUAAACCAGCGGUAGAGGAGGAUGGUCCAUCUACUGCAAAGAUGGAGCUGCAAGCGCCGAAGGAAAUAUUGAACGAAGGAAUUCCGAAGAAAGCUUUCGAAGUUUCAUUGGUAAAAUUGGACCAAGAACCACCUGCAAGUCCGAAACUGAAGCUCAAUGCCACUGGUCUCAAGCAGAAGCUGGACUCACCGGUAGCAGUGUCAAAAACUAUUGAAUCUCAAAAAUCAGCAACAGAUCCGGGCCCAGUUACCAAGAAUGUAGUCGAUACAGAGCUUCCGACUAGUCCUAAAGAGAAGAAAUUAACAAACCAAUUGUUCGAGAAAAAUAAGCCUCUAACCAUCGAGCCAAAACCCAAAGAACCUGUGAAAAGUAUUGAAUCUCAAAAAGCAGCAGCAGAAAGCCCAGUUACCAAGAAUGUUGUCGGUGCAGAGCUUCCGACUAGUCCGAAGGAGAAAAGAAUACCAAACCAAUUAUUAGAGAAAAAUAAGCCUCUAACUAUCGAGCCAACGCCCAAAGAACCCGUGAAAACUGUUGAAUCUCAAAAACCAGCAGCACAUCCGAGUCCUAUUAACAAGAAUAUUUUCGAUACAGAUCCUCCGACUAGUCCUAAGGAGAAAAAAUUACAAAACCAAUUAUUAGAGAAAAAUAAGCCGCUAACUAUAGAGCCAACACCCAAAGAACCUGCGAAAACAGCUAUCGACAACGGUUUGGCAAAAGUUGCGGGAUCCACCGAACAAUCACCGAAACCAACUCGGAACAUAUUUGGCCUCAAGAAAGUGCAAAAAUCUGAGGAAGGUUCCAAUGAACUCCCUGUUGGUAUUAAAAAACUCUCGGCGACACCUACUUCAGAUCCAACGGCAGCGGAGCUGUCACUCCUCAAAAAUCCCGUGCAGACUGGUUUGCUAAAACCAUCGGAAAUUGCUGCCAAGCGGCUACUUAACCCACAGUUAUCCCCGAAGGAAAUGAUCAAAGCUGUCGCACCAAAUAUUGCAGCAGCUGCGGAGAAAAAACUUGCGCAAGCUUCACCACCCGAAACAGUUAAGGAUCUAAAACAAGAAAAAACACGCGAAGAAAAGCAGAAAACUCCGAAGCCAAGCACAACCGAACCCCCGACCACCGGCAAGCAGGAAAAGACAUCCGAAGGUAAGCAGGAAGCGGUGCAGAAAACUGCACCCGAACCGAUAGCGGUCAAUGAAUCCGCAAAAACGACUCCAACGGCCCCCGCACCCGCGGGUGGCGAGAAGAAGACGAAGGUAGUCAAGAAGGUGAUAAGAGUUGUUAAAUCAAAACCGAGCGCGCCAGAUGCAGCCGCCAAGGCCGAAGCGGAUCGGCUUGAAGCCGAACGCCGGAAAGCGCAGGAAAAUGUCGAAAAAAUGAAAGCCAAAGUAAACCAGAUAACAUUGAACAUGGGCGUUAAACUCGAGGUGGAAAUAAAAGAAUGCGCAAAGUGCCAACAGGCGACGCUAUCGGGCGAGCUUCCUGUAAGCGAACAGCAGCCGAACGGUAAGAAGAAACCCGCUGAUAAGGCAGCGCCAAAAGCCGACGGUGGCAAGCUAGCGAAGAAUAAAUUUGGCGUCACUACAAAUUUAAGUAAUCUAUUGACAGCGGCUGCAGGUGAUCGAUCAGUUAGUGAUCAAGUGUUGUCCAACCAAGUGACCGGUAAAAAAGCACCGGCAAAGGCUCGGUAUUCUUCCAGUAGCAGUGAGGAGGACGAACGCACCGCUUCAGAGACAUCCUUUUCUGGUGUUGAGGACGACUGGUCAUCGGACGAAGAGGAAGAAAUGGCCAACGAUAAGCCAGAGAAGAAGAAGUUUGAUCCGCAAAAACGGGUCAAACUCAACUUCGAGCAGAUGCGCAAGUGUUACUCCAAAGAGGAGAAAUCUCCGAUUGUGUUGGUGGCACGUCCUAGACCCUUGUGGAAGGUGAAACGACACGGACAUCGGCACAAUCGGAAGGCAGACCUAACCAGCAGCAGCAGUGGCAGUGAAGAUGAGUCCGGAUCGACCACGGAUCAGACCUCGUCGGAAGCCACUUCCACGGUUGAUGCUUCCUCGGACGUGAACACCGACAGCAGUGUGAACAGCAGUCGGGGCAAUAACAAGAAGAAACAAGUGAAAUCCACCAGCAAAACCAGUGAUGUGGGCAGUGAUAUCUAUGACAAUCCUAUGGUGAUUCCGUUGCACUCGGAACCGCCCAGCAGCAGCAGCAGUCACAGCAAGUGUCCCGCAAAGGAUGAAAAUAACAACGAACGUAGUCAAUCUCAGCAGGCGCCAAAUGAGGAUGACGAUGAGAACAACAAAAACGUUGGAAAUCACGAGAUCCGCAGCACCAGUACCAGCAGCCACGACUCUGGCUUCUAUGGUGGCGGAACGGCACCGAUUAGCCCUAAGAAGGCCAUGGAAACAUCCUACACGUAUGCACAAUUUCAGAAAACGGGUAAACUGACUGCUCCGGCCACGGUAAUACCCCGUUUUAGGAAAUACAACGUUGAUGAUUUCCAUUUUUUGACUGUGUUAGGAAAAGGUAGUUUUGGAAAGGUAUUUUUAGCUGAGCUAAGGAAUACAGAGUACUAUUACGCGGUGAAGUGCCUAAAAAAGGACGUCGUACUGGAGGAUGACGAUGUCGACUGUACACUGAUCGAGCGGAAAGUUUUAGCGCUGGGCACCAAACAUCCAUUUUUGUGCCACCUGUUUUGUACGUUUCAAACAGAUAGCCAUUUAUUUUUUGUCAUGGAGUACCUGAACGGAGGUGAUUUGAUGUUCCACAUCCAGCAAAGUGGUCGGUUCACGGAAGCACGGGCACGCUUCUACGCCGCGGAAAUUGUGUCCGGACUGAAGUUCCUGCACCGAAAGGGUAUUGUUUAUCGUGAUCUGAAGCUGGACAAUGUGCUGCUGGACUACGAUGGACACGUGCGAAUAGCGGACUUUGGUAUGUGUAAACUAGAGAUUUACUUGGACCGGCUGGCGGAUAGUUUUUGUGGUACACCGGAUUAUAUGGCGCCUGAAAUCAUUAAAGGUCAGAAGUACAAUCAAGCCGUCGACUGGUGGUCGUUCGGUGUGCUGGUAUACGAAAUGUUGGUAGGACAGUCACCCUUCAGUGGUUGUGACGAGGACGAACUGUUCUGGUCCAUUUGCAAUGAAAUUCCAUGGUUUCCGCACUUUCUGUCCAAGGAGGCACUCAAACUGUUGAAGUCGCUACUUGAAAAGGACGCCACGAUCCGGUUGGGGUGCCUUAACACAAUGGACGAGGAUAGCGACAUUAAGUAUCAUCAAUUUUUCGAGAGCAUUGACUGGCAGAAGCUGGAAAGAAGAGGACUGGAACCACCGUUCAAACCGCAAGUGCGACAUCCUCUGGACACGCAGUAUUUCGACAAGCAGUUCACACGCGAGCGGGCACGCCUAACGCCCAUCGACCGCAACAUUCUGGCCUCCAUGAACCAGGCCCAGUUCGAGGGUUUCACCUACACCAAUCCGAACAAUACGCUAACGAAAUUGCGGGAAAAACAACGUAAGAAAGAGAAGAAAAUGUAUUUUUGUCCUCAAUGUGGUGAUAUUAAAGUAACGUAUAAUAUAUUUUAAACGAGUAUACGGAAAUCAAAACACUAUUAGAUAUUUUUUGAGCUUAGAUUGUUUGCUGUUCAGUCUGCAGCGCUAAAGAAAGGAACUUAUUAAGUACAGAGUGGCAAUGUAUAAUUUAGCUGUGAACAAAAUAUAUAAAAAGAAAGGAAAAGCGUUUUUUGAUGGAUUUUUUUGCGAGGCAAAUUUAAUAAAAAUUGGACGUUGACUUUUGUAAAACCACAUUUUUGACAGCUGUAUGAACCAAUGUUGUGACUGACUAGACCUGGUGGUGUUGUCCCUUCCGCAGCACGUUAAUUAUUACAUAGCUGUUAUUUCCGUUCUAACAAAUUUACAUUUUUAAACCUUCUAUACUACUAUCUAUCACUACAGCAACACCCGAUUCCAUUCGAAACCUCACCAUACCGCAAAUAUAACGACCACACACUAAUCAAGCUAUGCUUUUGACAAUUUUUGACUCACCCAAAAAAAAACACAACACAACAGGACAGCGGAAGUCACCUACCACCCAAUACGCUGUCGCAUAGAACGUAACCCGAGAAGGUUCUACUUGUAGACUCCAAAAGCUACUACUACUAUUAUUAUUACUACUACUACUACUACUACAACUCGUACUACUAGGCCCGCUUGUGUUGUUAUUUUUUCCUCAAUCCGCGCUCCAAGCUCGCUGAAUAUCGGAAAUAGGUUAGGUCAAAUCAAUUUUUAUUUGCUACAUUUUGUAGGGAUGUAAUUGUUGGCAACAAUUGGACUUUUUGUAUGUUCAUAGCUGUAUACAUUUCGCUUGCGUGAAAUAAACUGAGAAAAGAAACGUUGAUAGCAGAAAACCAAUAAAACUCCUCUAGGUUUUACCUUGUAAAACAUUUUUCAAGUACUAGAAUUGUGCAACCAGUGAAUGUAUUAUAUUCGAGAGAAGGAAAGGAACGAAAAAAAAAAAUAC
Wyeomyia smithii (pitcher-plant mosquito) is the source of this 8013-nucleotide messenger RNA. It is a transcript of the gene Pkcdelta, whose product is annotated as putative protein kinase C delta type homolog. The coding region runs from base 648 to 7079 and encodes 2143 amino acids. Gene Ontology annotation, molecular function: protein serine/threonine kinase activity; ATP binding. NCBI's taxonomy places the organism in Eukaryota, Metazoa, Arthropoda, Insecta, Diptera, Culicidae. The transcript is spliced from 9 exons. Gene Ontology annotation, biological process: intracellular signal transduction; peptidyl-serine phosphorylation. The record is from RefSeq and is a predicted model, not a curated record.